AUGUCCAAAUGUCAUUCCACUGGUGAUUGGAUGCGCUAUGAGGCCAACAUGCCUACACCAAAAUCUAUUACACACGAAAGUCUGGAGGCUGGACGGAAAAUGGCAUCAAACUUACGCAUAAUCGCUCGUAAGCAACUCAACUUUCAAUCGUAUCCGAUGAAUGACUUCCGAUUUGAUCUGCUGCAAUUCGAUAAACGUAAAGAGUUUCAAAAUAUUUCCACAUACAAUCGCGAUUACAUUGCGCCACAUCCACCGAAAUGUAGUCCGAAAAAUGUACAUGACGUAGAGUCACCAGAUCCACUUUUUAAUCGAAAGGCUGUUAAUGACUUCGAAAUGGUGCCAUGGUCGGACACUAAGUUUAUGGACGACAAAUUUUUCAAUGUUUCCGAGCAGCGAAAAAGAAUCAAUUUCUUUAGGCAAUUACGAAAUCGUAGUUUUCAAUUUGAAUAAAACGAGUAGAAGGAAGGAAAUGCGAGACCGGAACAUGUACAUGUGUACAUA
Messenger RNA from Rhagoletis pomonella (apple maggot), 501 nucleotides. RefSeq lists its product as uncharacterized. The coding region runs from base 1 to 450 and encodes 149 amino acids. NCBI's taxonomy places the organism in Eukaryota, Metazoa, Arthropoda, Insecta, Diptera, Tephritidae. The transcript has a single exon. The record is from RefSeq and is a predicted model, not a curated record.